Molecule: messenger RNA, 2659 nt
Organism: Salarias fasciatus (jewelled blenny)
Lineage: Eukaryota; Metazoa; Chordata; Actinopteri; Blenniiformes; Blenniidae
Gene: sdcbp2
Product: syndecan binding protein (syntenin) 2
Exons: 9
Coding region: 165-1091 (308 amino acids)
Cellular component (GO): cytoplasm; plasma membrane
Molecular function (GO): protein binding
Source: RefSeq, a predicted model, not a curated record
GGGGAGCGAGCAGGAAGCGGUGACGCCACUUUGGAGAAGUCCCCUUCAGGUUGGGUCCUGGACAGAGCGCAGCGAAGACCGAGCCGAGAAAGAAAGACAUCCCGGAACAGCCCGCUGUCUGGCCCGCAUUCUCCGACCGUUCCAGCUCAGACCAGCACCGAAGCAUGUCCCUGUAUCCAUCCCUCGAGGACCUGAAGGUCGACAAGGUGAUCAAGGCCCAGGCCCAGUACGUCCAGAGCACCAGCUCCAGCACCAUGCCGGCCAUCGCCGAGGGGACCUACCAGCCCCAGUUCUCCACCGCCGCCGCCGCCGCCGGGAUGCCGGCCUCCAGCUUGUACCCAAACCUGGAGGAGCUGGGAGACUACAUGGGUCUGGCGCUCAACAGCGACGAAGUCCAGAGGAACCUGUCCCUGGUGCCCGCCGCUGAAAACCAGGUGGCGCUGCCCUCCGCCUCCGGGGUGGGCGCCAUGGUGCGGCCGGUGACGGGCGCGGACAUCGGCAUCCGGCGGGCGGAGAUCCGCCCGGGGCUGCGGGAGAUCAUCCUGUGUAAGGACCAGGACGGGAAGGUGGGACUGCGGCUGCGCUCCAUCGACAACGGAGUGUUUAUCCAGCUGGUCCAGGCCAACUCCCCCGCCGCCCUGGCCGGCCUGCGCUUCGGGGACCAGGUCCUGCAGAUCAACGGGCAGAACUGCGCCGGGUGGAGCGUGGACAAGGCCCACAAGGCCCUGAAGGCCGCGGCCGAGACCCGCAUCGAGCUGGUGGUCCGGGACAGACCCUUCCAGCGCACCGUCACCAUGCACAAAGACAGCUCGGGCCACGUGGGCUUCAUCUACAAAUCAGGAAGAAUCACCUCGCUGGUCAAAGACGGCUCGGCGGCGCGGAACGGGCUGCUGACCGAGCACUACAUCUGUGAAAUCAACGGACAGAACGUGAUCGGGCUGAAGGACUCGCAGAUCAAGGACAUCCUGAGCACGUCCCCCACCGCCAUGACCAUCACCAUCAUGCCCAAGUUCAUCUACGAACACAUGAUCAAGAGGAUGUCCAGCGGCCUGCUGCGCUCCUCCAUGGACCACUCCGUCCCCGAGGUGUGAGGACAGGAGGACUGUAGACGGUCUCCACGGCGACCAUACAGACCGCCCUCUCUCUUCAUCCCUCCUUCACAAUCAUCAUCGUCAUAAUCUCAAGCUGCCUUUUUUUUUCUAUUCUUCUUCCUGUCCUCGCUCUCCUCUCAGUUUGUACUUUUUCUAUGUUAACCUCGUAGUCUGACCUUUUGUAUCGGAGUCACGGACGGCGCUGAGUUUGCUUUUUUUUUUGUUUUUUCUUCACCUGAAUUCAUGAGUCCAGAGCUUCCUCCUCAGUGUGGAGACGAAGAGUCAGCCAUGGUUCACCCGUUUCAAAAUGCUGUAGAGUCCCUACAUUGGCAGUGUGGCUCUGCCCCCCCCCCCCCCCCGCAGCAGAGCCGGCGGCGGGGCUCGAUCCCAGUGUACAGUCCCGGUCCCGGGCCAGUGGACCCCGCCCCGCUUUUAUCUCUGUUUUUAUUUGAUGUGUGAAAACGUGGUGAUCGUUGGUGUCAGUGUCUCAGCCCCCCCACCCCACCCCCCCCCCCCCCCCCACCCCACUUCCCCCCCUAAAGAGCGAAACGAAAAGAGAAAUGUAGCGGCUCCUCCUGCAGGGGGCGACGUGAACACAGCAGCACAUUCCAGGAGGGGGAGGCGCAGCAGGGGGCGCUCUACUCUUCUCUGCUCUGUCAGUGUGCUUUGUUUGGGGGGGGGGGCGGGGUCUGUCGGGAGGGGUCUGUGCCGGCAGACCCACUAAGUGCACUUUCCAUUACCGGGCCAGAGGUCCAGCUCCAGUUUGCUUUUUCCAGAGUUCUGAAGAUCAGCGGCGAAUCAGAUUUGCUAAAAUGAGCCAAUUUAAAAACACAUUUCUUGCUGCAGUGGUACUGAAGCGCAGGGCGUGGUCCCUCCGGGGGGUGUGGGGGGGAAAAUAGUAAUAAUCGGAGAGUUAAAGUAGAAUUGCUUUUAUUAAAAUACAUUUUUAUUCCUAAGCUAACUGUAGAUGUGAUAUUAAACUCCGAGACAUUUCAAAUUAAAAGCCUCCUAACAGGCACUGCUGUCUCUGUCCCCCUGCAGCUGAUUCUGUCUGUAGAUCAGACUGGGGGGUCUGAGGGGUCCAGGUCUGGGAGGGGGCUGGUUGUCCCACCACCCGGGACGGGUUCAGCAGCAGAAUUAUCUCCUCCGUUUGACAUUUCAGGCCCUUUCGGUUCAGUGGGCUGGUUUUUGCUGAUGGCGUCGCUGAUCCGGCCCUGGUGUUUGUGGAGCCUCGUGGUUCCAGAGAAGUCAUUUCAAGAAACCUGCUGGGACCUGGAGCCGGGCGGCGGUCUUCAGUGUCCCCUGCUGUCCUCUGACCCCUGACCCCCCCGCUCCCCGCCCCCCCUCCCUGACUGAUGAGCAAAGCUCACCGUUUCUACUUGUUAUAUAAAGUUCCUUCUUUUAAUGCUGUUCAACUUCGGAUGCAUGUAUUCCUUUAAUUUUCUAGGUAUGCAAUCUGAUAAAACAUGGCUGUCAGUCUGUACAAAAAUACUAGAGGAGUCUCAAAGUUUAUAUACAAAUGUAACCAAGAUAAUAUUGUAAAACAAAUUAAAGUCUUUCUGUUCACA